Molecule: messenger RNA, 4477 nt
Organism: Lynx canadensis (Canada lynx)
Lineage: Eukaryota; Metazoa; Chordata; Mammalia; Carnivora; Felidae
Gene: NOD1
Product: nucleotide binding oligomerization domain containing 1
Exons: 14
Coding region: 418-3570 (1050 amino acids)
Biological process (GO): regulation of apoptotic process
Molecular function (GO): protein binding
Source: RefSeq, a predicted model, not a curated record
UCUCCGCCCCUCCGGUCCCCGGGCUCGCCGCUCCCGGGUCUCCGCGCUCCCCCGGCUCGCGGCUUCCUGGUCUCCGCGCUCCUCCGGCUCGCCGCUCCCGGGUUUCCGCGCUCUCCUGGCUGGUGGCUCCCGGGCCUCGGCGCUCCCCUGAGCACCUGGCUCUCGCCCCGGUUCCCAGCUGUUGUGAAGUCUCUACACGUGGAACCCAAGUUCCAGAAAGAAGUUGGAAAUCGAAGAUUUAAGGAGAGAAUGUUGUUCUAAAAUAUUCUGACUUACUUCAAAGAAUAAGGCCAGAAACUUGAAAAGGGGCAUUACGGAGAGAGAGGCAGGAGCCCUGGAUCCUGAUUGCCCUUCUGCCAGGAAGAUACGUGUAGCCAAAGAUGAAUUUGGGCAGAGUAGCUGCUUGCUCCUUUAGCCAUGGAAAAGCAGGGCCACGGUGAGAUGGGAAUCAUUCCAUCGGAGUCUCACUCCCACGUUAAGUUGUUGAAAAUCAACCGGGAACUUCUGGUCACUCACAUCCGCAACACCCAGUGUCUGGUGGACAACUUGCUGAAGAAUGACUACUUCUCCUCUGAAGAUGCGGAGAUCGUGUGUGCCUGCCCCACACAGCCUGACAAGGUUCGCAAAAUUCUGGAUCUGGUACAGAGCAAGGGCGAGGAAGUGUCCGAGUUCUUCCUCUACGUGCUCCAGCAACUUGCAGAUGCUUACGUGGAUCUCAGGCCUUGGCUGUUGGAGACUGGCUUCUCCCCCUCCGAGCUCAUUCGGAGCAGAGUUGUCGUCAACACUGACCCAGUGAGCAGGUACACCCAGAAGCUGCGACAGCAACUGGGCCUCGACUCCAAGUUCAUCCUGUGCUACGCCCAGAAGGAGGAGCUGUUGCUGGAGGAGAUGUACACGGACACCAUCGUGGAGCUGGUGGGCUUCAGGAACGAGAGCCUGGGCCUGCUGGGCAGCCUGGCCUGCCUGCUGGACCACGCCACCGGCGUCCUCAGCGAGCAGGGCGAGACCAUCUUCAUCUUCGGGGACGCCGGCGUGGGCAAGUCCAUGCUGCUUCAGCGGCUGCAGGGCCUGUGGGCCGCGGGGCUGCUGGACGCGGAGUUCAAGUUCUUCUUCCACUUCCGCUGCCGCGUGUUCAGCUGCUUCAAGGACGACGACGCGCUGUGCCUGCAGGACCUGCUCUUUAAGCAUUACUGCUACCCGGAGCAGGACCCGGAUGAGGUGUUCGCCUUCCUGCUGCGCUUCCCCCACACGGCCCUCUUCACCUUCGACGGCCUGGACGAGCUGCACUCGGACUUCGACCUGAGCAGCGUGCCUGACACCUCCUCCCCCUGGGAGCCCGCCCACCCCCUGGCCCUGCUGGCCAACCUGCUCAGCGGGAAGCUGCUCAAGGGCGCCGCCAAGCUGCUCACGGCCCGCACGGGCGUCGAGAUCCCGCGCCAGCUCCUCCGCAAGAAGGUGUUUCUGCGGGGCUUCUCGCCCAGCCAGCUGCGGGCCUACACCCAGAGGGUGUUCCCCGAGCCCGCCGUGCGGGACCGCCUGCUGGCCCACCUGGAGGCCAACCCCAACCUCUGCAGCCUGUGCGCCGUGCCCCUCUUCUGCUGGAUCGUCUUCCGCUGUUUCCAGCACUUCCACAGUGUUGCGGACAUCUCCACGCAGCUGCCUGACUGCACGGUGACCCUGACCGACGUCUUCCUGCUGAUCACCGAGGUCCACCUGAACAGGACGCAGCCCACCAGCCUGGUCCAGCGGAACACGCGCAGCCGGACGGAGACCUUCCGCGCCGGCGGCGCCGCCUUGCGCUCGCUGGGGCGGGUGGCCCACCAGGGCAUGGAGAAGAACCUCUUCGUCUUUGGCCAGGAGGACGUGCGGGCCGCCGAGUUGCAGGACGGAGAGCUGCAGCUGGGCUUCCUGCGGGCCGUGCCAGAGCAGGGCCUCGGGGGUGACCAGCAGGCCUAUGAGUUUUUCCACGUCACCCUCCAGGCCUUCUUUACCGCCUUCUUUCUCGUGGCGGACGACAAGGUAGGCACGCAGCAGCUGCUCAGGUUCUUCCGGGAGUGUGGGCUUCCUGGCGAGGCGGCCGCGGAGUCCUGCUACCCCUCCUUUCUCCCUGUGCGGUGUCUGAGGGGCCCCGGCCUGGCCGGGGAGGACCUCUUCAAGAACAAGGAUCACUUCCAGUUCACCAACCUCUUCCUGUGCGGGCUGUUGUCCAAGGCCAAGCAGAAACUCCUGCGGCACCUGGUGCCCGCGGCGGUCCUGCGGAGAAAGCGCAAGGCCCUGUGGGCGCACCUGUUUGCCAGCCUGCGGGCCCACCUGAAGAGCCUGCCCCGGCUCCAGUACCAGGGCUACAACCAGGUGCAGGCCAUGCCCACCUUCAUCUGGAUGCUGCGCUGCAUCUACGAGACGCAGAGCGAGAAGGUGGGGCGGCUGGCGGCCAAGGGCAUCUGUGCCAACUACCUCAAGCUGACCUACUGCAACGCCUGCUCGGCCGACUGCAGCGCCCUCUCGUUCGUCCUGCACCACCUCCGCAAGCGGCUCGCCCUGGACCUGGACAACAACAACCUCAACGACUACGGCGUGCGGGAGCUGCAGCCCUGCUUCAGCCGCCUCACGGUCAUCAGACUCAGCGUAAACCAGAUCACUGACAGCGGGGUAAAGGUGUUAUGUGAAGAGCUGACCAAAUACAAAAUUCUGACGUUUUUAGGCCUGUAUAACAACCAGAUCACCGAUGUCGGAGCCCGGUACAUCGCCAGAAUCCUGGACGAGUGCAAGGGCCUCACGCACUUGAAACUGGGGGAGAACAAAAUAACGAGUGAAGGAGGAAAGUGUCUCGCCCUGGCUGUGAAGAAGAGCAAGUCCAUCUUUGAAGUUGGGAUGUGGGGCAACAGAAUCGGUGAUGAAGGAGCAAAGGCCUUUGCAGAGGCUCUGAGGAACCACCCCAGCCUGACCAACCUGAGUCUUGCAUUCAACGGCAUCUCUACGGAGGGUGGAAAGAGCCUCGCCCAGGCCCUGCAGUGGAACACCUCUCUGAGAAUAUUCUGGCUCACCAAAAAUGAACUCGAUGAUGAAGUGGCAGAGAGCUUGGCAGAGAUGCUGAAAGUCAACCAGACGUUGAAACAUUUAUGGCUUAUCCAGAACCAGAUCACGGCCAAGGGGAUUGCCCAGCUGGCAGACGCAUUACAGAGGAACACUGGCAUAAUGGAGAUUUGCGGUAACCAAAACCUGUUAACCGCGGACUGGGCUGGCAGAGAGAAGGCUGUGCCCACCACCGGCCGUUCCCAGCACGGACCCGCCCAGUGGUCUCCACUACGGAGACUGCAGACUGGAAAUGGGGACUGCGGAUGGGAGCUGAGGAGGAAUUCCAACGUGAACUGGCAGGCUGACCCAAGGCCUAAAUGGAAACUUGAUAAAGCCAGAGGAGGCCAAAGUCUUCCAAGACGAGAAGCGGAUCGUCUGCUUCUGAGAGGCCGCUGCUGUGCAUGGAGUGUGGGCCCCGGGCGGCCCGCUAGCAGAGCCAGCCGCCCCGUGCAUUCGCCCCUCUCGGAGUCUCAGGGGACCCUGCUGCCUUGGUGACGGGCACGAGCGUCCCUGAGCAGCUGUUACAAUUUUGCAGGGCGUGAGUGUGCCUGGCGGGCCGUUUUACUUACUGUAAAUACACUAUGAAGAGACGUAAUGCACGUGUAGGGUUAUUUUUAUCGGACAUUAGAGGAAGAAGACUGAGCUCAAACGCCUGCCCUGAGGACCCCGGAGGUGAGUUGGUCACGCUAUCUUCGUGGAAGAAUUGAGGACAUGGUAUAGAGUUAGUGCCAAACUUCUUGGAGAAAAGGUGCUCGACGACCAAGUGUUUUACCUGGAAUAGUCUCUUCCUCCUCCGUACUCCCCGACAGGUUGACGGUCUGCUCACCUCACCGCUGUAGUUACUAGGUCUGUGCAGUGUUGCGAUUUGAUCCACCCAAGGUUUUGCCAAGACAAGGGCUCCUCCUAGGCUUUUGUUUUAGUCCUAGAGUCUCACUCUGCUGACAGAGAUCGCCGGGUGCCCUCUUAGCAGGUCUAAGAGAAAAGAGUGGUGUCCUCGUAACGUUGAGUUUCCGCUCAGGGCUUUCUCACGCUGGGCUCACCUCCUCCGGAAGGCGGAUGGGGGCGGGCACAAGUGCUCUGCCCUAGGAAGAAGAACCUGUGCCCCUCCUCCAAAAGGAAUAAGGCCUGGCUUGCCUUUGUGGCCCUGGCCUCCAAGCAGAAACUUCUGUCUCUCUCUCGCCCUCUUGAGGAGGGGAGUUUUCUCCUUGCCCCAAAGUCCUUGGGAGGAUGACUGAACUAGGCCGAGGGGGCUGCUGAGAACCCAGCUAGCAGAGCAGGUUAGACACCGACCAUCAUGGCGGCCACAUGCUGGACGUUAAAUGGGAGUGGGGGGGGGCGGUGAGAUUACCAGAGAAAUUGUUCUUCUACCAAUUUAUUUGUUAAUAAAAUAUUGAAAACACUC